This is a messenger RNA of Helianthus annuus (common sunflower), 1424 nucleotides long. Its product is annotated as THO complex subunit 4D. Bases 465 to 1175 code for a protein of 236 amino acids. Gene Ontology annotation, molecular function: mRNA binding. Gene Ontology annotation, biological process: mRNA export from nucleus. NCBI's taxonomy places the organism in Eukaryota, Viridiplantae, Streptophyta, Magnoliopsida, Asterales, Asteraceae. Gene Ontology annotation, cellular component: nucleus. The record is from RefSeq and is a predicted model, not a curated record. The transcript is spliced from 6 exons.
CACGAUUAUGGACAUCUUUUGCAUUUGAUUGAGAAUCUGAUUUAAAAAACACAAACUUCUGGUGGUUAUAAGUUUCUAACAUCUUCUUUUCAAAUUUAAACGUGAGGGGUAAUUGACAGUAUGAUGUUCAUGGAGAAGUUCAUUCUCGCUUCACUUCCAAAGUAUUGUCAUUUUAUGACUUUCAUGGAUCCUGAUUAUGGGCUGUACUCAGGAUUUUGCAAUAAUUUGUUUGAUGAAAUCAGAGGUUUUAUAGUGCUAUUUGAUGGGGCUUCACUAGUUUCUGUUACAAACUGAUUGAACUCUCAACGGUUUGGGGAUGUCAUAUUCUCGUCUUUGUUCAUUACCAUUUAGUUGUGGUUGCUUUAGUUUCGAUUAAUGGUUGUCUGGAAGGGGAGUUUAUGACGCAUCUUAUAGCUAUAAUUUGGAAUCUCUCAUGGGUGAGAUUUCAAUUAACGUUCUAGUUUAUGGAGUUUUGGAAAGGAGAUUCUUUCACUGAACUUACGAACUGGAGCUCUCUUCUGUCUUUUCGCAGACCCAUGAAUUUGCCAUGGCAACGUGACUUGUUGGAAGAGAGCCUAAAAGCAGCAGGUGUAAACGGAUUGGAUAACGGUGCUAAAUUAUAUGUUUCUAACUUGGACAGUGGUGUGACUAAUGAAGAUAUAAGGGAAUUGUUUUCUGAGAUCGGGGAGCUGAAAAGAUACGCAAUUCAUUACGACAAAAGUGGCCGACCAAAUGGAACAGCUGAAGUAAUGUUUGCUAGAAGAAGCGAUGCAUAUCAAGCGCUUAAACGUUAUAACAAUGUACAAUUGGAUGGGAAACCUAUGAAGAUUGAGAUUGUAGGCUCUAAGUCAGACGUCCCUCUUUCACCUCGGGUGAACUUGGUUGGAGGUGUAAACGGGCAGAGGACCGUUGUCAUGAUGCCUGGAGUGGCUCGUGGAAGAGGAGCUGGUGGAUUUAAUCGUACACCUGGUCAGAGAACCCGUGGUGGUAUAAAGAACAGCCGUGGUGGUGCCACACUGAAUGGACGUGGCGGCAGUGCUGGGCGGGGCCGUGGUCGUGGGCGAGGACAAAGUGGUGGUCGUGGGCGUGGUCGAGGGAGGAAGCCAGCGGCGGUUGACAAAUCUGCUGAUGAACUUGACAAGGAAUUGGAGAACUAUCAUGCCAUGCAGACUUAAGUAUUCAUGUUAGGUUUGGAAGUAAAUCAGAGAUACAAGUAGCAUGAGUUUGUAGAAAAAUCCUUAUGUGGUUUUCCCUUUGGUCUGUUUUAUGUUUGGUUGCUGACUUUGAUCUGUAUUUUAUGCUUGCAAAGUGUUGGCAUUUCAUACUUUUUUUAUAGCUGAAUUAUGGCUUGUGUUCAACCUAACACGAACCUGAAAAUUAUACGCAAGUCUGGACAGACAAAGUGAGGUUCAAAAAAAUUCUCA